Rhizopus microsporus ATCC 52813 is the source of this 1371-nucleotide messenger RNA. RefSeq lists its product as uncharacterized. The coding region runs from base 1 to 1371 and encodes 456 amino acids. NCBI's taxonomy places the organism in Eukaryota, Fungi, Mucoromycota, Mucoromycetes, Mucorales, Rhizopodaceae. Gene Ontology annotation, molecular function: phosphatidylinositol binding. The record is from RefSeq and is a predicted model, not a curated record. The transcript is spliced from 7 exons.
AUGACGCCUACAGCAGAAAACUUGAACACACAGUGGGAUAUUCUUCAAGGAGAUUUUAGUACAGACAACGCUGCGCUUAUUGACCCUUUGAAUGAAUUCACAAGCAAUGAGCCAGCUGUCUUAACACCACAAUAUUACGGAGAUAGUAUAGAAGAUGAACAGAUAGAGUCAGUAAAUGAUGGAAACUUGUAUUAUGAUAAACCAGUUGUAUCAAAUCAAAAAGUUCGAGUGACCGAGCCAAGAAAAGAAACAGAGCAACAGAGUACUUUUAUUUCUUAUUUAGUUGUUUCUGACAAAGCAAGCGUUCGAAGGAGGUUUCAGGAUUUUGUAUGGCUACAUAAUGUACUAUAUAUUCAUUAUCCUGCUUGCUUUGUUCCACCAUUACCGGAUAAACAUCGAUUAGAAUAUGUUAAAGGAGAUCGAUUCAGCAAUGACUUUAUUGAGAAAAGGAGAAUUAGCUUGGAACGAUUUAUACAAAGAAUUGCAAGGCAUCCGAUCCUGGGAAAGGCUGAAUUUUUCAUCAUGUUUUUGGAAUCCAGCGAGUUUAAUGAUGCUUCUGCAAGAGCCCUCCGUGAGGGUCAGGAAACAGUAAUGGAUACCAUUGGCGAUACCCUUUUAAAUGCAUUUGCCAAGAUACGUAAACCAGAUCCAAGAUUUGUCGAAAUGAAAGAGCGUAGUGAUCGAAUGGGAGAGAACCUUGAUCUGUUGCAAAAAACACUGCUUAGAUCAAACAAACGCACAGAAGACCUUUGCAAUGAUUAUGAAGAGCUAACGACUAGCGUGCAAGGACUUGCAGAAAUGGAAACAGAUUAUGAGCAGCCACUAUCAGACUUUGCCUCUGUACUUGAAAAAUAUACAAGGUCUAUGCGAGAAAUGACGAUAGAAGACAGCAAAUGGCAGAUUGAAGUCUAUGAUUACAUGUCAUACUACCAUGCAAUAAAAGGAGUACUCAAAUUAAGAGAUCAAAAGCAACUGGAUUUUGAAGAGCUCUCAGACUAUUUUCAAACUACUCUAGAGGAAAAAGAAAGAGUUGUACGAGAUAAAAAGGAUAGCAGUGUUACGAACUUUAUCACAGACAAGAUCAACGAAGUCAGAGGCACGGAUGCAAGUAAAAUGAAGCGUGAAAGGAUAUUGCGGCUGGAUGAAAGAAUGAGAGAGUUACAAGAGGCGAUAGAAGAAACACAUAAAGUAUCAACAGCAUUUUCAGAUCAAGUUAAGAAAGAAGACAUGUUUUUCACUCGUAAUAAAUCGGUAGAGCUAUUUGAAGUUCUCAAGUCAUAUACGGAUGGAAAAGUAAAGCACUAUAGUGAGAGUGUAAACCUUUGGAGAGAAUUUGUGCAUGCGCUUGAGAAUACAAGUAACUCACCAUAG